This is a messenger RNA of Mycena citricolor, 649 nucleotides long. Lineage: Eukaryota; Fungi; Basidiomycota; Agaricomycetes; Agaricales; Mycenaceae. The record is from the annotation of a GenBank genome assembly.
UUUGCGCGUAAACCGUGGUAGCAAGAACUGAUCUAAGUUGGGAGUCCGGAAAUGGCAACGUGACGCCGAGAUAUCACAUCAUCGUGACAGAUAACGCUCGCUGGUCUGGUCACCGACCUGCGGUUGCGACUCACGCGCUGCUGCUGUCAUCUACAGCUUUUACACAUCCGCAGGUCUGGAACUCAGGUUGACUAACUGGACACAGACGGUAGUUACAAUGCCUUCGUUCAAACCAAACAGCUGCUGGAUCCCGUCGUCAAUCGCCAAGCUUCCGCUCGGGUGCCAUGCAUGCAUUUCAACCUCGCGAGCCGUCAGUUUUUCUAUCACGGCCUCCCACAUGGCUGAUGCGGGACCUCGCGCCACGGCCACUGGACCCACCCACGGACUUACAGCGCAACGCUUGGCCUUCAUUGAUAUCCGUCGCAGCCGUCCAAACCCCCACGUCUUCCGAGGCCACCGGGCCCUGGAAGUGAGUAGUGAGCAUUUAUUAGUACACAGCAUCAGGGACCCAUUCCGCGUCUCGUUGAGGGACGGGGGCCGGGUAUCCCAUAUAAUCACACGGCGGAGGAAUGGAUCUCCCAUGAGGCAGGGAGGGUAUGUUAUGUUUUGAGAUGUGCAGCACUCCGACUUUCCGACUGUUCAUUUUAUA